Molecule: messenger RNA, 2100 nt
Organism: Xylaria bambusicola
Lineage: Eukaryota; Fungi; Ascomycota; Sordariomycetes; Xylariales; Xylariaceae
Product: AMP-binding enzyme
Exons: 7
Coding region: 1-2100 (699 amino acids)
Source: RefSeq, a predicted model, not a curated record
AUGUCCGAGUAUCUGCAAGACGUAGUGCACUCGCACUCGCUCAGGGACCCCGAGUCGUUCUGGGCAGCACAGGCCUCUCAGUUGCAUUGGCAUAAGCCACCCACGUCAACUCUGAGACAGACCCUUAAGAAAUUGGAGAGCAGCGGCGUCGAACAUCCGCAUUGGAGCUGGUUUGACGGCGGUGAGAUCUCGACAUGUUUCAAUUGCGUCGAUAGACAUGUGCUGUCUGGGAAUGGCGAUAAGCCGGCGGUGUAUUGGGAUAGCCCCGUCACGGGUGCGAAGCAGACGUUUACUUAUGCGCAGCUCCUUGACGAGGUCGAGGUUACUGCCGGUGCUUUAAGGAAUGAGGGUGUCAAGAAGGGGGAUGUGGUCUUGGUUUACAUGCCCAUGAUCCCCGCAGCUUUGAUCGGCAUACUUGCCAUCAAUCGUCUAGGCGCAAUUCACGCAGUGGUGUUUGGUGGUUUCGCACCCGCAUCUCUAGCUCAGCGCAUCGAUGCGUCGCGUCCUGUAGCUAUCCUCACAGCCUCGUGCGGGAUAGAGGGUAACAAACCACCGAUGAGCUACAAGCCCUUUAUCCAAGAAGCCAUUCAGCUAUCAAGUCACAAGCCUCACCGCGUCAUCAUCUGGCAGCGGAAUGAGCUGAGAUGGGACGACUUGGAUAAGACGAGCGGAGAACGGAAUUGGUUCAAGUUGGUUCGUAGCUGCAGGGCGCGGAAUGUCAGAGCACCGUGCGUGCCUGUGGGAGCGAAUGAGGAGGUAUAUAUCAUUUAUACCAGCGGCACAACAGGCUCACCGAAAGGCGUGGUGCGCAGCGCUGGCGGCCACGCCGUCGGCCUGCAUCUUUCCGUAAGCUUCUUGUUCGGGAUCAACAGGCCGGGCGACGUCAUGUUUACAGCCAGCGAUAUCGGGUGGGUAGUUGGACAUUCCUAUAUCAUUUACGGUCCAUUACUCAGGGGGGCUGCAACAGUCCUAUACGAAGGCAAGCCCGUCGGCACACCAGAUAGCUCCGCUUUCUGGCGGAUUGUGCAGGAGUACAACGUCUCAGCUCUAUUCACGGCCCCUACUGCACUCAGGGCAAUCAAGAGGGAUGAUUCGGAAAACAAACAACUCACGCGGAUAGGAGAGCAAGGCGGAUUGCGUAGUUUGAGGGCGAUAUUUUUAGCAGGAGAAAGAUCCGAACCUUCGAUCAUUAUGAUGUAUCAGAAACUUGUCGACAGGUACGGUGCCCCCGGGGCUUUGGUCAUCGAUAAUUGGUGGUCCUCCGAGUCGGGGUCGCCUAUCUCAGGCAUCAGUCUCGCACCACACACAGGACGUGAUAAAAAAAACCAUGGUGGCAGAGGCUCUAGGCUAUCAUAUGUCAAACCCGGUAGUGCCGGUAAGGCUAUGCCGGGGUUUGACGUUAGGUGUGUAGACGACCAAGGCGUUGAAGUCAAGCCUGGCAAGAUGGGAAACAUCGUCUUGGGCAUACCUCUGGCGCCAACUGGGUUUAUGACGUUGUGGAAUGAUGAGGAGAGGUUUUACAGGAGCUAUUUGAAACGAUUUGAUGGGAAAUGGAUCGACACAGGGGAUGCCGGUAUAAUUGACGCUGAGGGUUACAUCAGCAUCAUGAGUCGAAGCGAUGAUUUGAUCAAUACUGCAGGUCAUCGACUUUCGACUGGAUCCAUCGAACAAGCCAUCACGAGUCAUCCAUCGAUAGCCGAGGCUAGCGUCGUUGGGAUACCAGAUUCACUUAAAGGGCAGCUGCCAUUCGCCUUUAUCACCCUCUCGAUCCCAGAUCAUCCUUUGUCAGCUAUCCCUGACGCCCAACUCUUCAGAGAGAUUCAACGGCAUGUACGCAGGCAGAUUGGCGGCAUAGCAACGCUGGGGGGAGUUAUUCAAGGCAAGGGCAUGAUACCUAAAACACGCUCGGGGAAAACGCUGCGCAGAGUCUUGAGAGAGCUCGUAGAGAACGCUGUACAUGGUGAUUACGAGAAAGACGUGCAGUAUCCAGCCACAAUCGAGGACCCAGCCGUCAUCAGCGUGGCGAGAAGAAAAGUGGCCGAGUACUUCCAAGAACGAGGUGACACACACAAAGCCAUCGAAGCCAGAGCGAAGCUGUAA